Cyphellophora europaea CBS 101466 is the source of this 1362-nucleotide messenger RNA. RefSeq lists its product as uncharacterized. Lineage: Eukaryota; Fungi; Ascomycota; Eurotiomycetes; Chaetothyriales; Cyphellophoraceae. The record is from RefSeq and is a predicted model, not a curated record. The coding region runs from base 1 to 1362 and encodes 453 amino acids. The transcript has a single exon.
AUGAAGCCAGCCAGCGAACUCGCCGCGCCACGCAGACUUACACGACAAAAAGAGCGCGCUCUGCAUAGCCGAUACCAGGAGCUCUCGACAACACGUCCGCUGGACAGAACACCCUCGGGACUGGAGUGCCUACCAACUGAAAUCAUUCAGCACAUCUUCUUCGACUCUCUAGAGACAAACUUGGCUCUCACUUCUCGCACACUCAACCACAAGCUAUCUAAUGAAGCGGUCUUCAGGAGCCUCCUCUUGUUGGCAUUCUUCGACUCCGAUCAGAAUGAAGACGAAGCAAGCGUAGAAGAGAAGCACUUUCUCCCUGCCAAAUACCGGUACCUCGAUGGCAAGCAGCGGGCGAACCUCCAGCUCAAACUCUUUCGCUUCAGAUGGUGUACGCGAUCCAGAAUAGAUGGAUGUAUGCCAACUCUGUCGCGUCUGUCGAUGGUGCAAGCAUGGCAUAGCGACAAAUUGGACGAGCAGAUUCACGGUCCAGCUCCAAGCGAAACGGACACGGAGCUUACGCCGUCUUUGCCUGACAUCGAUGAUCAGGCCGCGAUGGACGAAUACUUCUGUGCGCUCAAAACUUCAAAACUGUAUGAGAGAUUGCGAACGUCCUGCGAUCGACCGUUGACGGAUCAGACCGGCGACCAUGAUACACUGCCAUUCAUCAGAAUUUCAGUAACAGAAUAUCGCGGCAGGAAAGUCAAAGUCCGGAAACACCUCCACCCAGUGCUAGGAGCUCUGGCUAUUCCUGAUUAUCUCCUGGAUGACACAUCAUGGACUGAUGAGAAGCUUUCGUUCCUCCAACUGCUUCAACAGGGUCUGGCUUGCUCCGUUCAUUACCAUGCCCCCAUGUUUUCCUUGGACGCUUUAUUCAAGGGCAUGGAGAGCGCGAUAAAUGGGAGAAAUUUAGACGCCCUCUUUGCCCUGUCGAACCUGUUUUCGCAGAUCGUGACGAGCGGCUGGUUGGACCCCAAUGACAGGUGGCAGACACCUCGAGGCACUCACAACGAUCUCCGGCUACCGGUCAGAUUGUUUCACCUAGCGGCGAAAAUGGAGACGGCGAGUGCUGAGUUUCUCAGGUUGUUGAUCCGAGCCGAUGUCAAAGCCAUACCGCAAGACGAUAGCGUCCUAACCGCCUGGGCCAUCAGAGCAGAUCGAGCAGAGCAUCCCCUGGGAACGUGGCUGCUGAGACUACUUGAGGGCUCAUCCGAAGUUGGGAAUGUUGAAUGGCCGUUCGUACGUGGUGCCAUAUGCACUUCCUGGAAGUAUAACGACAACAUAUUCGAUGAAAACCGGACUUUUGCCGAUGACCAAGGCUACAUCACAGACACAGCCCUGAGAUGCUUGUGCAAGACUGAUCGCUGA